AUGUGUGGUAUUUUAUUUCAUUAUAAAAAAGGUUUUGAUUGGGGUGAUUCAAAUAUUGAAUUUGAAGAGCCACAAGUUCAAGAAAUUCUUAAUAAUCAAGAGUACAAAUCAUCUUCAACGUCAGAUCUAUUCAACUCAUUAAUACCCAAAAUUUUAUCAAGAGGUCCAAAUUAUGCAAAGAUUUAUACACAAUUUGAUAAGGUUUUUUGCAGUUCCGUCUUAUCAUUAAGAUCACCAUUCACCAAACAACCGUUAGAAUCUUCAAAUUACAUUAUCCAAUUUAAUGGAGAACUUUAUAAUAAAGAAAUUGACGGUAAUGAUACUCAAUUUAUUCAAAAUUUAUUAGAAAAUAAUUCAGUUGUUGAAACUAUAAGGAAAUUAGAUGGUGAAUUUGCACUUGUGGUUUAUGAUAAACUAAACAAUCAAUUAUAUUUUGGUCGUGAUCCAGUGGGGAAAAGAAGUUUAACUUACUAUCUAUCAAAUGAUGAACUAUAUAUUUCAUCUGUUCAACCUAUAGGUGAGAUUAAAGAAAACUUCAUUGACUGUGAUAACGGUAGUAUUUUCAAUUAUGACUUUAAUUCUGGUUCACUAAAUAUUAUACCGUCAGAAGUGAAAUAUACCAUAAAUUCUAACAUUGACAAUGAUUAUCAAGGCCUAGAAGAUCGUUUAUCAAGAUUAAAUAUUGUAUUAACACAAUCAGUUACCGAAAGAAUCCAAACCAUUCAACCAUUACAUUCAAAUAGUGUGAAUGAUACAUUGUUCUCUAUAUUAUUUUCAGGUGGGUUAGACUGUACAAUCAUUGCAGGUAUUGCAGCAUCAAUCUCCAAACCUGAUACUACAAUUGACCUUUUAAAUGUUGGUUUUGAUAAUCCAAGAACAGGUUUAAAAGCUAAUGAUGCCCCAGAUAGGAAACUCGCUAUAAGUUCAUGGAUUAGUUUAAGUAAGCAAUAUCCAAAAAUCAAUUUUAAUCUUAUUGAAAUAAAUAUCCCAUAUGAACAAUAUUUAGAAACAAGACCAAAAGUUAUUGAAUUAAUGUUUCCAAAAUCUACAGAAAUGGAUUUAUCAAUUGCAAUUGCAUUUUAUUUUGCAUCUAAAGGUAAAGGAACAAAAUUAAAAUUCAAUAAUGAUAUAUCAACAUAUGAAUCAUCUGAAAGAACUAAUAAUUAUCAAUCAAGGGCAAAAGUUUUAUUAAGUGGUCUUGGUGCUGAUGAAUUGUAUGGUGGUUAUCAUAAGUUUGCCAAUAAAGAUAAUGAAUCAUUAAUAGAAGAACUCACACGACAAAUUAAUAAUAUUCAUGAACGUAAUUUACAACGGGAUGAUAAAGUUAUUUCACAUAAUGGUGUUGAAGUUAGAUAUCCAUUUUUAUCACAUAAUGUAAUUGAAUUCUCCACUGGAUCAAUUGAAAUAAAUUAUAAGAUUUCAAAAUUCAUCUUAAGAAAAUUAGCCACUAAAUUAGGCAUGUCAUUUGUUUCUGAAGAGCCUAAAAGGGCAAUCCAGUUUGGUGCUAAAAGCGCAAAGAUGACUGCAAAUGGUAACAAAAAGGGAACUGAUGAAUUGAAAUGA
This is a messenger RNA of Hansenula ciferrii, 1563 nucleotides long. RefSeq names its product putative asparagine synthase (gene ASN2). The transcript has a single exon. The record is from RefSeq and is a predicted model, not a curated record. The coding region runs from base 1 to 1563 and encodes 520 amino acids. Lineage: Eukaryota; Fungi; Ascomycota; Saccharomycetes; Phaffomycetales; Wickerhamomycetaceae. Gene Ontology annotation, molecular function: asparagine synthase (glutamine-hydrolyzing) activity.